GACAAUAUUUGGAUAUCCUUGACCUUAGAAAAUGAUUCAUUGACCAACAGUCUACUGACAACAUAAUUGUGAGUGACUUGUGUCAUGUAUAACACCCAGCAGCAAUGGACAGUCUUUUGGUAGACCUUGACAAGGUUCUUGAUGACUUCGAGGCAGAAGAGGACUUAGCCCCUGGUAGCGAGAUCAAGCCUAGUGGGUACCGGCAAUACUUGGAACAGACAGAAACUCAGACAUGGAACGCUAUUGAAAAUCUGCAAGUAUCAGAUGCCUACAAAGCCUCAGCGUACGUACAUGGAGGACAUGGCAAGAAGAAUGGAUGUGACCAGCUCAAUGAAGGUCAGCCCACAUUGAGAUAUGACUUUCCUUAUGAACCAGAAACCUUUGACCUUUCUGAGGCAGAUUUUUCUCCCAGCCCUCUGCCAACUGAGGGCACAUAUAAAGGGUCGUUGAGCUAUUCAAAGGAAAAUGGUAUCGAAGGGUCACAAGUAAUCAAAGAACAAGACAGGCAGCCCCAUCAGCAAACCUUUGCAAAAGAGCCAGGAACGCCCUACGAAAAUGUGAAAACAAACUUUUUCCGUCUGUCACAAUCACAUGGUGGUGCAAAUGAAUCAUGUCGUUAUGAAAUCAACAUGGAUACGGCACCAAUCUCAGAAGUUGUGGUGCAAAAAUGUUCUGAGGUUUCUAAACCACAGGUUAAUGGCUUUGAAAGUAGACCCCUUGAACCCCCUCCUUACAGUGAACGAAAUGAAAGACCAACUCUCGGUUCUCAUUUUACCAGCACUACUUUUUUGUCUAGUGACAGUUCUUGUUCAAACCCAGACAAAUACCCUAUUCAGUGUAAUACGCCGCAAACACCAAAGGAAAAUCCUUUACUGAGUUCAAUAGAAUCACAGUUUAGUAUGCAAAGUAAUGUCCAUGAUAGCAAAUCAACUUCUGCAACUUCUAGUGACAAUUUUGAAAACAUUCCGAAACUUGAUUUCCUGAAACAAGACCUAGCUACAACAGUCUGGCCUAAGACAGACCAUUCAACCAACAUGCAAAGACAUUUGAAUGGUGCUAAUUCUUUCCCGGCCAGUUUACACAUGCAUUUUUCACAGAACACUCCUGGUGCUACAAAUUCUUUACCAAGUGACUAUGGAAGUCAAACAUCAGCGGUGUAUAACAACCAACUUGGCGGUAAUUUAUUGCAUACACAAGAGUUGAAUUUGUCUGUUUUGCGCAAAGAGCCCACGUCUUCAGAACCUCAUGUGUUGAGAUCAGAAAACAAAUCAAGCAAUUUUGCUUCACAAAUUUCUCAAAUAUCUGAAAAAAAUUAUUUAAGUGAAGUAAACAAUUCAGUACCAGAGACAGAAUACUCGAGCAACAAAGAAUUCACACAGAAUUUCAGAACAGGAAUUUCAGACAUUAAUCAACAGGAAAAAUCUGUGUUAAAUCCACGUGAUUCCUUGUUACUUUAUACGAAAACUGAAUCAAGUGGUCUGAAAGAAGAGGCUUUAGCAGCAUUUACAGACCAUCCACCUAAAUAUCCAGGUAAGUAUGGACUGCCUGUGGAACAAGUGGUUGGUUUUGGGGAGGUAGACGAAGAUAUGGUUGUAGAUGAAAAGGAACUUGCUGAGUAUCUAGGUGACAGCAAGCUGAAUGGCGCAACUGUGAACUAUGUGCCAAAACAUGAGCUUAUUGAAAAAGCUGGUGAUCUAAUAACUACAGGUGCACUCAGAGAUUCAUUGACCAGUAAACCAGGUUGUGAUAGAAUACAGAUGGAUAUUAACGAACCUAUUGAACAAACCACUACUAUUACUGAUGCUGUUGUAUUGGUACCAGUGACAGCUGUUCACGUCACUGGUAAAACUGAGGAAUCUGUGGUCCCUGAUCAGAGCACAAAUCUUUCACCCAGUGCGAAUAUUUCAUUGGACAGUGGUUGUGCAUCAAUGAAUGACAAUCUUGGUGAAGCUGCCAGUGGUGAUAUGAACGAGGAAAGAACCGAGGAUAGGUCUUAUAUGGGCGCUCGACCUAAAGACAGUAGGAAAGUUAACAGACCUAACAGUUUAAGUGGACUUUCUACAGUGGACUUAAAUGGAGAGUCACCUUUUGUUUCAAGGCAUGGUGAGAUGCAGCAAACACAGUUUGAAGGCGCUGAUGAUGAAAUGAUAACAGAUGAUGCGCAACCAUUUGUUGAGAAUCUUAUCAGCGAAACAUUAAUCAAUGAGUCAAGACAGAUGAUGGAAACCGAAUCUGGAAUAUUUAAUGGUGAACAAAGGGUUAUUGACACAGGUGAGAUGGACACUUUCCAGCAAAUACCAGUGGUAGACUCUGACAAAGCCAGGUCAUCGAGCCCAACUGAAACGGGAAUGUCACACAUGUCGGUUAAACGUCCGAACAGUCUCAACCUCAGUUCGCCACCCACCAUGGAUUCUGCAGACCUGGAGGAGGCAGGGGAUGGUGGUGCUGGGGAGGAAGUACAGGACGUCAUGGAGACUGGGCAGUCAGCAGACCAACAAGCACCUGCAGGUGCAGAAGGUUACACAGAUGAGGCGGUUGGAGGGGUGGACCCCAGUAUGACUGCCCAGGGGGGCUGGGACCCGUCCCUACCGCCUCCUUACUCCAGCAGCAGCACCCUGGGACAGGUGGCCCCUCAGUGGAUCCCUGAUAGCGAGGCGCCUGUCUGUAUGAGCUGUAGUGCGAGAUUCACAUUCACCAAGCGGCGACAUCACUGUAGGGCCUGUGGCAAGGUGUACUGCUCUGUGUGCUGCAACAUGAAGGCUCGACUACCUCACCUGAGGAACCAGGAGGGGCGGGUCUGUGUCUUCUGCUUCUCUGAACUUGCAGCCAUUGAGCAGCAGAUUGGCUCCCAGGAUGGUUACCCACCACAUCCCAACAACCCCAGUGACUACUGCAGCACUGUACCCCCCACCCAGGGGGUGGUCAUGGCCCCAGAGCCACCGCCUUCGGUCCUUGUGCCUGUGUUAAAACGAGAUGAAAAACCAAAGAAAAAGCUGUUUGGCAGCAAUCGUCGUGCUGAGCCCAAGCAGGUGAUGUUCUCAGACGGUAUUAGGCCUGGGGGUGAUUUGACAGAGCUAGACGGGCACACUGAGGCAGGCCGGGCUAAUGCACGCAAAAAUAGACCUCCCAAACGGACCUCUACACAAGGCCCUUCAGCUAACCGGCCUCGUAAAGGUAUCAGGACCCAGGCUGAGAUGACCUUGAAAUGUUUGAUACCCGAGGAUGGGUUGCCUCCCAUCUCUGUGCCAAAACAAGAUGGCCCAGGAAAAUCACUUGUGAUGAAUCCAAAGAUAAGUGAGUUCCUGACAGAUAUGAAAGAUGAAGAUAAAGAACCUGUGAUAUUUGCUGUUAACACAAACCUGUACAUAAGCCUCAAAAUCGUUACGUUGGAUUGUUGCGUGAAUCGGACUGUGUGGUGUUUUGCGACACGAGGCAUGUCUAGUGUAGGGCAGGAGGAGAUUGCAAUUAUACUUGAGUGUAACCCAGAAGAACACUCCCCACCAUUGGACAUAUUCAAACAUCUCAACAAUGUGUUUGAAGAAGCCAGCAAAGGAAAUGAAAUACAAGAGAUGGGUCACUCAAUCUUCAACGAAAGUUUUCUGGACAGUCGAGACCACGGUGGGUUCCUGUACAUCCGCUCAACGUUCCAGUGCGUACAGAAGCUGCCCCUGCCAAACCCCCCUUUCCUGUUUGGGAUCCUCCUACAGAAAUGGGAGACGCCCUGGGCCAAGGUGUUCCCGCUCAGGUUGCUGCUGAGACUUGGGGCAGAGUACAGAUACUAUCCCUGCCCAUUGAUCAGCACACGAAAUCGCAAGCCUGUAUUCUAUGAGAUCGGUCACACGAUCAUGAACCUGCUGGCUGACUUCCGUAACUACCAGUACAUGCUUCCCACCAUACGGGGGCUCACCAUCCACAUGGAGGACAAGGUCACCAAGAUCAACUUCCCACGUAACAGAUAUGACGAGUUGAUGAAGGUGGUAACCAAUAGCAACGAGCAUGUGAUGUCGAUAGCGGCUACAUUCAGUUCAGAGGCUGACUCGCACCUUGUGUGCAUACAGAAUGAUGAGGGCAACUACCAAACCCAGGCCAUUAACAUACAGAACAAACCCAGGAAAGCAGUGACAGGAGCCAGCUUUGUCGUGUUCAACGGAGCCUUAAAGUCGAGCUCAGGUCUGACGGCAAAGUCCAGCAUUGUAGAGGACGGACUGAUGGUCCAGAUCACCGCGGACUCUAUGCUUGCACUGAAGCAGGCCAUCAAGGACAUGCAGGACUAUCCAAUCAGCUGUGGUCUACUGGGCGCUGGCAAACCUCCCGAGGAGACUGUGAUAGUGCAGUGGGUAGACGAGGACAAGAAUGUGAAUAUCGGUGUGAAGAGCCCAGUGGACAACAUGGCCCUGGACGGAAUAGAGAGCCUCAAGAUCCAUAGCAUGACCAACUAUGUGGGUGAGAAGUACACCAUCCGCUGGACUGAGAUCUUCUUCAUACAGAAUGAGGAGAGAGGCUCCCCAAAGUGGGACCCAGUGGAUCUGAGUCGUAUCGGUGGUACCGUGGCAACAGCAUGCUGCCAGGCCCUACUAAAGCACCUGGAGCCCCUCAAAGACUCACAGCUGGACAGGAUAGGGCUCCGUAUCUCACUGGGAAAUGAUCAGGUUGGCUACGAGGCAGGGGCCAAUGGAGACAGACUGCCAGAUGUGUACAUGAACGACCUUGACAAUGAGCUAGUCCCUGUGAUACACCGUGCUACCCAGCCAGACACAAUGAUUGUCUUGGAGCUGAUAUUUGAAGUGCUGGAGUGACUUUGUCCACUGCUUACAUGGGAUAACACUUAAGAUGGUUUGAUGUUAUUGUCUUGCGUCAUGCGAAAAGGGUUCAAUGCAGUAUGCAACUAUGCAUCCAGAGUAGCUCCAGCCCAGCCUGUGAAUCCUUGCAGUUUUAUUUUUGAAAAAGAUUUCUUUGUUAAGCAUGUGUUUAAUUAAUCAAGAAAGGCUUUUGUUAUGUUAUGUUAAUGUUUUUCUCAAACAAAUAUAUUAUGAAAAACAUGUACAAAUAAAUGAAUUUAUUAUACAUAUAAAGAGUAAUAUAUUUUAAUAAGUGCAGUGUGAAUAGUUAUUGUUGAAUUUUGUUUAUUGGUCUGUUCAUUAAAAUAAUAAAUUAAAAGAUCUUUUAUUUGCUGCGUCGACAGCAGCGUCGUCUAUGAGAAAGUUGUAAUGUAAAUAAUGAUCAUAUUGAAUUAUACAACUGCCAGAAGGGUGGAGUAAUGUUGUUGCGUUUCUAAGUGUGCAAUGUGUGUGUUUGUGUUUUGGAUCUCUAGUUCCCUUUGCAGUGGGUUUGUUGAUGCAGUCUACUGUUUACCACUAAAUACUUGACUGAGUACCAGGGGUGUGAUUCAUACUCUCAAGAUAUGCCCUCCUCCCUCGGGAAGCGGACAACGACAACGAGCGAGGCCUGGUUUAGGGGAGAUAACCCUGGGUUAGGGUUAAGGUUAGGGUUAAGGCUAACCCAAACCCGAUCACUAACCCUUACCCUAACCCUCUACCCCCCCCCCCCCCCAUUACAUUACCAGGCCUCGCUCGUUGUCGUUGUCCGCUUUCCUCCACCCUUUGAAUGACCUUUUUAGGCAGUUUAAACAUAGAGAAUGUUUGGAAAUUUUGUACAGUUUUAAGAAGCCUGUAAUAGGGUAGUUUAGUUGCCUCAGUUUUAAAGUUCUCAGAAAUAACACCAUUUUGUUUUAAGUUUUAAGCAAACUGUAUGUUCAGUGUUUGUUAAAACUUCAAAUACAAAUUAAUAAAAGUUAUAUGAAAAGUUUGCCGUGGGGUAAUGGAUAAGGUGUCUGCCUAGUGAUCAGGAGGUCACGGGAUAGAUCCCCACUCGGGGAGCGUUCUAUAGAUCUUCCCCAAGUACUGAUUUUAGGCCAAGGAAAUGGACUUGAGAACAUUUUUAUUAGCCUGAGGCUUUGGAUGCAAUCAAGCUAAAAUAAAUAGAUUUAUUUAAAGUUACCUGAUUUGCAUGAAUUCCCUCCGUUGUUGUGAUCUUGUCUCUGUUUGCUUAUCCAACAGUGACAUAUCAGUCAUUGGAUACAUGUACAGCGUCUUUAUUUAUGAGCUUUCAUAAUUCAAUUGACAUCUGAUUUCAAAGAAUAAUUAAACUUUAAUGAACUCUUCUUGUUAUUUUUUUUUUCUGGAAAAUAUGUACAAUGCCAGGGAAAGAUGUUGUCAAAAUACAGUUUCUAAGCAGCAGUUCUUUCCGCGUUACUGUUACGUAAUAACAUAAUCUAUGUUGUAAACUUAUAAUGGGAUUUUCAUCAGUUCUUAAUAUUACUAUUUUUGGAAAUGUAUUAAUAGAUAUUAUAUUUUAUUGUACAAUUCUUCUUUCGAUACAGCGCUCAUUCUAAAUAGAAGUUUUUGCGGCGAAAUAUUCUUCUAUAAUUGGUACAAGGUUAAACUCCAGAUCCCCAUGUAUAAAUUCUUGAUCAUUAAAAAACUGUGUAACAUGAUUUGUAAUGCAUCAAAAUUGAAGUAAAUCACAUUUAUCAGUGCUUUGUUUCGUGUUAAUUUAUAUUCCUCAGCGUAUUUUCAUGUAAUGUAUGCACAUGUGUAUUGCUUCUUAUCUUUAUUUAAGUGACACAUUAUAAUAUUAUGUUCUCUGCAAAUAGAUUUAGUGCCAAUUUUUGAAAGGACGUAUAAUUUUGCUCGUCAGAAUUAUUAUGAAAUGCAUGUUUGUAAUUAUGAAAUCUGUAGGUGUAUGAGAACUAUAGAGGUAUAUUUUAUUAAAUGUGCAUUUUUCACAGAAUGAUCAAUUGGUAACGAAAGCGUUGUGAAAUUUAAAAGUAAUGAAUAUAUGUUUUGACAAUACCCAGUUUUGUGAAUUAUUAACCCUUUCAGCGCUGGAACCGAAUUUUAAAGGCCUUUGCAAACAGUUUGGAUCCAGAUGAGACGCCACAGAACGUGGCGUCUCAUCAGGAUCCAAACUGUUUGCUAUUCUGAUAGUAUUCUUUGAAAAAAAUCGAAGAAAAUGCUAAUUUUAGAAAUUCGGCAGACGACAUUUUAGCAGAAGACAAAUUACCCAGCAUGCAAAGGGUUAAAAAACGCCACACAUAGCAAUCUAAGAUGUGUUCUUUGUGUUUAGAAAAGUCUGUGCAUGUCUAAUUAGAAUAAGAAAUGAAUAAUAAUUGAAUUAGGGUUGCCCAAACAAAAAUGUCAAUCAUUCAAUAAUGUGUGUGAUGACAGUGUUAAUGCAUAAUUCUUUUCUAGUCAUUCUGUUAGAAUAUUUGUGUCAUUCAUUUAGUGUAGCUGUAUGUUUGAAACUAUAUUUUAUGGGUCAGUGAUUGUCAGAUUUGCGUUUAUUUUUACCACAACAGGCAAGCUCGAUGUAUACAGAAAGAUGACAUUUUAGUUUGUGAUAAUGCAGCUGCAUUUUUGUUCUUGGUUGUAUUUUUUUCAAUACAUUUGUGUCAUAAAAGUUACCGGUAGAUUAAAUUUUACAGUUUAUGUACAGAUACUAGUAUAAUCAGUUUUGUUGUUUGAUAGUGCAAUUUGUCAUGUGAUGACCCUGUCAUCUUAUUGACCCAUCUGAAUCAAUGUAUGUAACCAAACAUAACCAGGGUGAAAAAUUUGUUAAAUUUAUAGUUGUGGAACUUAAUAUAAAUAUGGGAAGCCUGUUUGGGAACUUUUUUGUUGUUCUUCUAACAAGGUUUUAAAUAUAAUAUAUAUCUUAGUUAUCUCCUUGAACAACUGAUUUUAAUUACUUAAAAAGAUUAUUGUCACAUAAACAGUUUGAUAAUAUUUUAACUAAAAAUCUCUUUGUAGAAGCCUUUUGACCAUGGGACCUGUACCCUGUCAUGCACCGGUCGGUACAUAUAUAUUGUUGUUAUAUUGAUUUACAAAAGUGGUCAUAAUGUUGUUAAAGAUGUUAAAGAAUAAUCAUGUUGUAAAUUUUAUCAUGCAAUUUGUUUAUACAAACUGUUUGUAUCAUUCCUUGUGAAUGUGAAUGACGUGAUUCGGGUUACAUCAUAUGAAUGAGACAUGCUAUAGGAACACCGGGGUUACUCCAUGUGUGUAAAAUAUUGUCACAGAUUAGCCUAUGCUGCCUGCACAGGCUGAUCAGGGAGGACGCGUUCCACCCUCGUUCAGAAGAGACGUCCUUCAACCCUUUCCCCAAUUAGAAGCAAAGUGAAAAUGGCUUUUGCAAACAGCAUAAAACCAGAACAGCCUGCGAGAAACUCUCGGUCUGUUCAGGUUUUAUGCUGUUUGCUGCUCAUCAGUAUCUAAGGGUCGGAAAUGAAGCCUUUAAAACUUGAAUCUAGUAAGAAAGGUCUUAAAUUAAAAGUUACUUUCUAACGGACUACAAACACGUCAAAAUACAUAUCUAAGUGAAAAAUGCCAUAGGAGCAGAAAGUGUUGUCCCUGAUUAGACUGAUAAAACUGAAGGGGAUAAUCUGGAAUAUACUUUUAGGCCCGGUCUUCCAAGAGCGUGGAUCAUAUAUUGUUUUGUUAUCUGUAUAUUAUUUAUCUGUAUAGACAAGAGAUGUGAAGUGUAUGGUAUUUUCUAGCACAAAUAAAUACUUAUACAUCAA
Molecule: messenger RNA, 8572 nt
Organism: Dreissena polymorpha
Lineage: Eukaryota; Metazoa; Mollusca; Bivalvia; Myida; Dreissenidae
Exons: 19
Coding region: 105-4796 (1563 amino acids)
Biological process (GO): endosomal transport
Cellular component (GO): early endosome membrane
Molecular function (GO): metal ion binding
Source: RefSeq, a predicted model, not a curated record